Messenger RNA from Thalassophryne amazonica, 3088 nucleotides. Its product is annotated as gastrula zinc finger protein XlCGF57.1-like. The record is from RefSeq and is a predicted model, not a curated record. NCBI's taxonomy places the organism in Eukaryota, Metazoa, Chordata, Actinopteri, Batrachoidiformes, Batrachoididae. The transcript has 3 exons. Bases 71 to 1702 code for a protein of 543 amino acids.
AAGAAGACGAGCGUUUUCUUGUUAGCCUUGAAGCUACGCAAGCUAACGCGGUGGCUGCAUACAGCAGCUGAUGAUGAGUGAAGAAGACAUUCUCUCUGAGCAUCAGGAGUGGAAUCGGAGUCAGGACCAUGAGGACUCAAACCCCACAAAUGUCAGAGAACAAGAGGAUCAGUGGACAAGUCAGGAAGAACAACUUCCUCAGCUGGAGGAGACUGAUUGCACCAGGCUCACUUUCAGUGUUGUCCAUGUCAAGAUGGAAACUGAGGAAGAACCCCUGUCAUCACAGGUUUAUCAAAGUCAAACUGAUGAGAUCAUAGAGACAAAGCCUGUAGUCAGCAGCACAACAGAACACAACACACUGAAAAUAGAAGCUGAUGGCGGGAGUUCAGACUGUUCUGGAACUGAGACUGAUGACAGUUCUGAAUGGAAGCAGACCAGGGGACCUUAUUCGGGUUUAACCUGUCUGAAAAAUAGUGAUGUCCUUGCCAGUUAUAACACGUCUGACAUUGAAGAACAAUUUAACUGCUCCGAAUGUGGAAAAACAUUUGGUCAAACAAACCAUUUCAGACUUAAGAGAACACAAGCAAGUGAGAAACCAAUAAAGUGCCUCGAGUGUGCACAAAAGGUGAGACAAAAGGUCCCCGGGCUGACACGUUCAAGAAUCUGUACAGAUGAGAAACCAUUUGACUGUUCGGAGUGUGGAAAAACAUUUCGAAGGAAGAGCCAUCUGGAUGCACACAUGAGAAUUCAUACAGGAGAGAAACCAUAUGGCUGUUCUGUGUGUGGUAAAAGUUUCAGAAAUGAGAGCCAUCUGAAUACACACAUUAGUGUUCAUACAGAGCAGAAGCUUUUUAGCUGUACUGAAUGUGGUAAAAGAUUUAGAAUAAAAGGUGACCUAAACACACACAUGAAAAUUCAUACAGGAGAAAAACCAUUUUGCUGUCCUCAAUGUGGUAAUAGCUUCAGAUUUAAGAAUCAUAUGAAUGUACACAUGAGAAUUCACACAGGAGAGAAACCAUUUAGCUGUUCUGACUGUGGUAAAAGAUUCAGACAAAAGUGUAGUCUAGACACACACAUGAGCAGUCACACAGGAGAGAAACCCUUUGGCUGUUUUGUAUGUGGCAAAAUGUUUACAGCGAACCGUAGCUUAAACAUCCACAUGUGCUCUCAUACAGGAGAGAAACCGUUUGGCUGUUCAUAUUGUUGUAAAAGAUUUCGAAGAAAGAGUAGUCUGAAAACCCACAUGAGGGUUCAUACAGGAGAGAAACCAUUUGCAUGUUCUGAUUGCGGUAAAAAAUUUAGACAAAAGAGCAAUCUUGAUUUGCAUAUGAGAACUCACACAGGAGAGAAACCUUUUGCCUGUGUUGCAUGUGGUAAAAGAUUUGCAGAAAAGGGUGAUCGGAAAAGGCAUAUGAGAAUUCAUACAGGUGAGAAACCAUUUGGUUGUUCUAAUUGUGGUAGAAGAUUUACAGACCACAGUAGUCUGAACAAACACAUGAAAAUUCAUACAGGAGAGAAACCAUUUCAGUGUUCUGAUUGUGGUGAAAGAUUUCAGCGAAAGAGUGGUCUGAAUACACACAUGAGCAGUCAUACUGGAGAAAGACCCUUUGGCUGUGUUGAGUGUGGUAAAAGAUUUGUAGAAAAAGGCAGCCUGAAGAGACAUAUGAAAAUUCAUAAGAGAGAGAAACCAGUAAGUUCAUAGACCCACAUAUGUUCCAAAGCACCAAGAGACUUUAAGGGAUGUGUGUAUAAGUGAUAUUAGAAGUGUAAAGUAGAGAUUUGAUGUCUUCAUGUGAAUUUGUUUGCGUAUGGUUAUGAUUUAUAUGGUUUCGUAGGGAAAGGUAGGACUAAAACCCCAGGGCCCAUAUUCACAAAGCAUCUCGGAGUCCUCUCAGAGAGCUCCCAACUUAGCCUUAAGAAUCCUAGCAAGGAAUAUUAGCCUAAGAGUGAUCCAGGAAGUGUCUGAGAGCAACUCUGAGUAAAGUGUGGAUAGAAACUUUUAUCUUUGUUUAGGAGGCGGAGUUGACCCCGCUGCUAGAUAAGAGGAGUUUUCUAAGAGCAGUGAUUGGUUGUCACAAAAAGGAAAGAGAAAAAACAAAUGCACUCCUAGUUAGCAAUGCAUAGUAAAAUCAACUGAUGAUAUAACCUGAACUGUAUUAAGAAAUGUGUAAUCGUGAAAAUAAUUUGAUAUAAUGAUGAAACUCAGCAAAAUUAAAUGAAUUGUUACACAGCUUGAAAAUGUUUGAAUGUACCUCAUUCACAAGCUGAUUAUUAUGUUGAGCUUAUUAUGUUUACUCUCCAUGAAUCAGCUUCAAAUUGUGAAUUAUCCACAAACCGUGAAUUGUAAAAUGUGAAAAAAUAUCUCCUGAACCAUGAACGCAGGUCUCACAAAACGUAAGUGGCAAAAUGUGAGGAUCUUGCUCAUAUAGGUAAUUCUGAUCAUGAUAUAUAUUUUUUUCCAGUUUAAGUAGUUCACGGAUUUCAGUUUACAGAUCAAUUACUUCAGGAAAUCUUGAUCGCAAACCCUAUCUCCACAAUGUUGUCUGUUUUUUGGGGGGGGGGGGGUCACUACAGCCACUGAGGUGAGACCCAAGCGUGCUCUUACUUCUGGUGUCACGUACCCGCAUGACCCACUUCAGGGACAGUGGCAGGUGGGGAGUUUGACUGGGACGGCACACCUGUCAAACAGUAACGUAUGUGUCAAACUCAGGGAGGACAGAAACCUCAGUUGGAUACUCCAGUAAAGUUACAAAGAUAUUCACAGAUUCAAUGUUCACGGCUCAAUAAAUCUUAAGAAAAACGUUGUAGAAAAACACUAGUUUCUAACGUCAGGAAGGUAGCCGACGAGCUACAACUUCAUUUUUUCCAUAUGAGCCGUCCUCUGAGCUGGAAAAAUAGUAUUGAUCUCAACGAGCAAGCAGCUGAGAAACAAAAGCAUCUACAAAUUGCAAAAAUGAAAAGACCCGCCAGAAAAAUAUACAAUAAAUUCACUGGUAUAAGGUGUAGUGUCACCAAAUUCACACAUCAGUGGUCUCCUUUUGGUUAUACUACAGCACUCAGUUUGGAAAAAUGUCACUGUGAAAAUUUU